Molecule: messenger RNA, 303 nt
Organism: Eufriesea mexicana
Lineage: Eukaryota; Metazoa; Arthropoda; Insecta; Hymenoptera; Apidae
Exons: 2
Coding region: 1-303 (100 amino acids)
Source: RefSeq, a predicted model, not a curated record
AUGACCGUGCAAGAGUUCAAGCCUCGUGGCAGUGCUGCCGAGGAACAACAGCCGUCCGGUGAUAUUCUGUCACCGUCUAGCGAGCCACUGGACAACGACAAGGAACAGUCGGCCCAGGUCUGUUAUCGCGGUGCACCCCAGGAUAGCGAGAAUCUGUUGGGACGUGUUUUAGCCGGAAUUCCUGAUGAGACCCCAAAAUAUGUAGGAAUCCCAAACGAAACCCUAAAAUUAUGUAAGAUCAAGGUGGUUUUUGGGUGGUUUUGUGAGGUAUUAAACGCGAAAUUACUAUUAGUAAAUCUCUGA